This is a messenger RNA of Penicillium salamii, 1437 nucleotides long. NCBI's taxonomy places the organism in Eukaryota, Fungi, Ascomycota, Eurotiomycetes, Eurotiales, Aspergillaceae. The record is from the annotation of a GenBank genome assembly.
AUGGGUGUUACGGCCCCAUCCAAGCCCCAACUAGCUCUGGCAUUGGCGGUGGUCAAGCAGAAGCCUCCACACAGAGACCUCAGAGAUUACAUAUCAGAAAUUCGACUCUUCAUCAAAAGAUCCAGAGAACUGGGCCAUGGUGGUUCGCUCGACAAGUUCUUCGACAGCGUCUCUUUCUGGCAACAAGCAUACGAGGAGUCCGAGGCAAGACAGAGCAAGCUCCACGAUCAAGUACACGACCUACAACAGAAGAUUGACGAUCUCGUGGGAAAAUUGCGGGCCAAACAUGCUGAUGGCACGGAAGCCUCCCAGAUCAACAAACGCAAGGCACCUUUGCCUCGCACCGGCAGGGACACAGGAAACCUGAAUUCAACCACAAAGCGCGCAAAGAUACCUGGUAGCCUGUCUCAGAGACAUAUAUGGAUGGAUGAUGAUGAUGAAUCGGGCGAUGAAAAUGCCUUGUGCACCAGCAGGCAAUUGUAUACACUCCAAAGGGCCCUUCAGAGAAGAUCAACCUCCGAUUCUUCGCUCGGAGAUCUGACUGCUGCGGCAGUGAUUCUCUGCAAGUCGGCAGAACAGCAAUUGAUAUCAGCGGUCCAACGCGAGAGCACACCGAUACAGCAGUCAUCAACCCAGCCGAAACCCGAUAAGUCGAACGCGCCAGAUACCGAUAUCAUCCUCAAUGGGGUGAUCUUAGCUUUUCAUCUUGCACACAAGGCAUUGAAAAAACUUGCUGCGAAUGCUCAGAGCAGACAGCACCAGGCUCAGAUUACCUACUACCUGGUAGGCUUGUUCGAGUCUUGCAUGACUGCUCUCACCUUGCAUUGCACUUCUAUCUCCGCCCAGGUAGAACAGAAGAAAGAAAAGAACACCAGAUGUACCGAGAGUCAAUUAGCAUCUCACCUCGCAGACGCACUUUACAACAUGACACUUGCCCUGGAUUUGACUCACACGGAAGAUCAGGAUAUCAUGGAAGGGCUCCUCUUCCUUGUCCUAAGACGAAUGGGCAGAAUGUUAGCUCUUCAUGUCUUCCAUGACAUCAGACUUCCAAUGAGCGUCUGUCCUGGAAUGACAUAUCCCGAAGGACUCGAGGCAAUGGCAGAUGAAGGUCUCAUGCCGACUCAAGCGCAAGUUGAAACCAGAUAUCUCAUUCGGGUUUUGAGCAGAAUGCUUGAUAUAGAGUGUGACUCGUCGCCGAAAGCUCUGGCUUCUCGCCAGUUUAUUGAAAAUGUCAAGGAUCGUUUGCAAAAGACUCUCCUCCAAGCAGUUUUCGGGCCUGAUGACCACAUGUUUCGGGAGAUUUUGCUACGCCCGCAGACCCCACCUCCAGUCAACAGCUCACCAGUGGAACAAGAGAAGUUUGGGGACUGGCUGACGCAAGAGCUGUGGCGACUGGUAGGUUGGGAUGUCUUGAAAUCCAUGUUUGCCUCGAAAUAG